Messenger RNA from Darwinula stevensoni, 396 nucleotides. Lineage: Eukaryota; Metazoa; Arthropoda; Ostracoda; Podocopida; Darwinulidae. The record is from the annotation of a GenBank genome assembly.
AUGUGUGGGGGCCCCAGUCAGUCUCCACUCGAUUUGGGGAAUGUCACGUUCGCCGACUUGGGGAUUUUUCGUUUCCAGGGCUACGGUCUCUUGCCCACUAGCGUCAACGUCACCAACAAUGGACAGACGGCUCACGUGACCCUGAAGACGAAAAAUCCCCUGAAGCUAUCCGGAGGAAGUUUACCUGGGGAGUACGUGUUCGACCAGCUCCACUUCCACUGGGGUUCCUCCCUCGACCGGGGAUCCGAGCACACCAUCGAAGGCACGAAAUUCCCGAUGGAGAUGCACAUGGUGCACUACAACGCCAAGUUCAAGAACGUGACAGAAGCGACUGCCUCUGGUGAACAGACUGCAUUCGCAGUCCUCGGCUUCUUCUUCGAGGUAGCUGUUACCUAA